UUUCUUUGUUGUUAUGAUUAAGCUCUGCUUAAGUCAAACUGUUAACUGAAGCUUGCAAUGCAGCCUGCAAGUGAAAUGGUAGCCCUACUAUCGAAUUGCAAGCGAGCCACCCAUCGCCCGUUCGCCGCGAAGCCUCAAGGCCCAGUCACCUGCCGAGUAGCGCUAGCUACACUCGCGGAAUGUUUUAUAUAGCCACAUGCUAUAGCGAUCUAUUUGUACCGAACUUUAUGUUUUUUUAGCAUCGCUUUAACCCGCGAAAUUGUGACGUGAAAAAAAAAUAGUGCUUGUGACGGGAAAAAAUUUUUUUUUGGGGUCUUGAUUUUUGUUGAAUCUAAUUUUUUUUGGAUGUGCAGAUAAUUUUAGAACUCAACAAAAUCUCGACCCCGGAGAAAUAUCGUAAUGCUUAUUUAACGACUGGAGAAUGUCGAUAUCCGCAAAGUGAAGUGACUGGAGAAUAUUAAUAUCGAUAAAGUGAAGUGACUGAUGACGUGACAGUGAAUGUGUGAACAGAACAUCGAUAAACAUGUGCAGCAAGGAUCAAAUCAGCCACAUCUUGGGGAAGAUCAAUGUGGGUCUCCCCGAUUGGUCGCGCGGCCUGGAGGCGGCGGAGGCGGCGCGCGCGCGCCUCGUGCGCUGGGCGUGCGGCGACGCGCCCGCGGAGCCCGAGCCGCCGCGCAAGAAGAUGCCGCACGCGCUGCGCCGGCGCUGGCCCAUGUGCCCCUGCUUACAAAAUGACGAGCCCCCCGAGAUCACAUACUGCGUGGUGGGCGAGGGUGGCGGAGGCCUGGCGCUGCAGGCCGUCACCCCCACGCACCCCAUGCCGCCACAGGACGAGCUGGACGCCAAGUUCGCCGAGCUGGUGGAAGAGCUGGACCUAACGGCGGUGAACAAGGCGGCGAUGAUGGAACUGCCGGCGGCGAAGAAAUGGCAGAUCUACUGCAGCAGACGACCGCCGCCGGGACAGCAGCUGCCGCUGGCCACCGCGCCGCAAGUUGAGGACUAUAUCAAAGCUCUCAAUGAGAUUGCUGAUGCAUUCGCAUCAUCAGAAGGCGAAGGCGUCACCCCUACAGAAGCAUGCGCACUAGUCGACGGGUUGAAGACAGCGUUGAGGACCCGAGCGCACAGCUUCGUCAUUCGCUUCAUCAAGCAGGGUGGACUCGCUGCCUUACUGGAAGCGCUGCAGAGAGCGCCGAGGGACGAUGCUAUCACGAGGCAUAACCUGAUAGCGGGGAUCAAAGCCUUGAUGAACAACUCUACGGGUCGAGCUCAUGUCCUGGCUCACCCAACCAGUAUAGAUCUGAUUGCUCAAUCAAUGGACACUGAAAAUGUUAAAACCAAAGUAGCUGCGUUGGAGAUCCUUGGUGCUGUGUGUCUCGUGCCAGGAGGGCAUAAAAAGGUGCUAGAAGCCAUGGUCCACUUUCAAAAGUACGCGGGCGAGCGUGCGCGGUUCCAGGGCAUAGUAAAUGAGCUGGACCGCAGCACGGGCGCCUACAGGGACGACCUGGGGCUGAAGACUGCUAUCAUGUCCUUUGUUAAUGCUGUUCUGAACUAUGGACCUGGGGAGGAGAGUCUGGAGUUCAGACUGCAUCUGCGAUAUGAGUUGCUGAUGCUGGGCAUACAGCCUGUAAUCGAGAAACUACGAAAGUACGAGAACGAAACUCUCGACCGGCACAUCGAGUUCUUCGAGAUGGUGCGGAACGAGGACGAACGGGAGCUCGCUAGAAGGUUCGACAAGCAACACGUGGACACCAAGAGCGCGGCCGCCAUGUUCGAGCUGCUGAGGCGGAAACUGAGCCACACGGCUGCCUAUCCACACUUACUGUCCAUGUUGGAACACUUGCUGCUAUUACCAUUGGAAUACAACCCACACGCGCAACACUGGUUGCUGCUGGACCGGGUGGUGCAGCAGGUCGUGCUGCAGCAGCCGCCGGCCGGCAGCCGCGCCAACAGCGACCGCGACAGCACUACCACCGACAACUGCUCCGACAACAUCAAAGUAUACGAUCCCGAUGUCGCUCCCUUAGAGAUUAACGUAGGGGAGAUAGUCCACCUACUGGCUAAGGAAGAGGAACUAGUCGCCGCCAGGACCAAAGCGGAGAACUUGGAGAGAGAAAACGUUGACUUAGCCACAGAAUUGGCCAAAAAGGAGAAGCAAGUGGAUCAAAGCACGCAAGAGAAGGAGGAGUUGGAGGGAGUCCUCUCCCGGCUAAAGGAGCGGCUGGAGAGGGAGACGGCCGCUCAUAUGGAGUGCACGGAGAGGGCCCGCGCUUCUGCGUGUAGAGCGCAUCAACUUGAGCAACAGUUGAAUCAAGAGCGGUCUGAACGAGCGAGGUUCGAAAAACUAGUUAGCGAAGGAAGCAUACCUGAUGAUGCAAAGGUCAGCAACCUAAAGAGCGCAGUAAUCGAAACAUGCAGCGUUCCCCCACCGCCCCCACCUCCCUCAUUGUUCCCACCACCUCCCACUGCACCUCUACCUCCACCCGCGCCCCUCGCCCCUCCAGCACCCCUAGCGCCCGCACCGCCGAGACCGAAGAAGAACGUUCCUACACCAGGGAAUCCCCUAAAGAGCUUCAACUGGAGCAAGCUACCCGAUACUAAGCUACACGGGACCAUUUGGCAGGAAUUGGACGAUACGAAGUUGUACAAUGCGAUGGAUUUGCACGCGAUAGACAAGAUGUUCUGCGCUUAUCAAAAGAACGGCGUACAGAAUGAAGGAUCCGUAGAAGACUUACGCCAACUGGGAUCCAAGCCACGCACGAAAAUUUUGUCAGUGAUCGACGGACGACGCGCACAGAAUUGCACUAUACUUCUUUCCAAACUCAAAAUGACUGAUGAGGAAAUUUGCCGAGCAAUUCUACGCAUGGACAGCGGCGAACAGCUGCCUCUGGACAUGGUAGAGCAGCUGCUGAAGUUUACUCCGAGUGCAGAAGAAGCGGCGCUGCUGGAGGAGCACCAGGACGAGCUGGACAGCAUGGCGCGGGCCGACCGCUUCCUUUAUGAAAUAUCCAAGAUUCCCCACUACUCACAGCGUGUUCGAACUCUGCUCUUCAAGAAGAAGUUCUCAGGAGCAGUUUCAGAAGCCAGCAGUCGAGCUUCUGUCGUGUUGAGAGCAGCGCGCGAUAUGACGCGUUCUCGGCGGUUGAGGGCUUUGCUAGAGAUUGUACUGGCGCUAGGAAAUUAUAUGAACCGCGGUGCCCGCGGCAACGCGUCAGGCUUCCGGCUGACGUCACUCAACAAGCUGGCGGACACCAAGUCCAGCGUGACGCGCAACACCACGCUGCUGCACUACCUCGUCGAGUUGCUGGAGACACAGUUCAAGGAUGUCCUCCUCCUCGAAGAAGAUCUCCCACACGUCCGCGCGGCCGCCAAAGUGUGCGUCGACCAGCUUGAAAAGGACGUGGGAGCCCUACGCACUGGCUUACGCGAGGUGUCACGCGAACUGGACUACCACGCGUCGCUGCCCGCCCCGGCGCAACCCAACGAUGCGUUUGUUCCUGUUAUGAGGGAGUUCCACGCGCAUGCUGUGUGCUCCUUCACACAGCUCGAGGAUCUGUUCCAGGAUAUGAAGAGUCGCCUCGAGGCUUGUGCGCACGCUUUCGGUGAGGAGCCAAGCGCGUCUCCAGAGCAGCUUUUUGGUGCUUUGGAUUCGUUCCUCACGCAGCUGACUGAAGCUCGCGCCGAGUGUGACGCGGCCAGGAGACGACGGGAUGAGGAGGAGAGAAGAACAAGACACGAACAAGAGCUGAAAAAGCGAACAAUGGAAAGGAAGCAAGGUUCCAGCCUACUUGGUUCCGUGGGCAAAUCCCUGGGCAAGUCCAACGGCUCUUCCGACUGCAACGGCCACAGUACGGGCGAGAACUCAAGGGACGGCACCUUGACCAACGGACAGAAAGGAGAAUUCGACGACCUCAUAUCAGCUUUAAGAACCGGCGACGUUUUCGGCGACGACGUGGCAAAGUUCAAAAGGUCAAGGAAAACCACCAAAGGUCAUAAAGGAAGGGAUUCCCCACCUCGAGGAGUAUGUAGGGAGGACUCCAGGGAGAGACAGAAGAAAUGAGGCGAUUCGGAAUUGAUUUUUGGAGUUUCGAAUUAAUUUGAAAAAUGUGAUUUGAUGAACUUUACGUUUGAAGUCAAGUGAUAUUUACCAGUGUUGGAUGUAGACGUCUUUGUAGAUAUUGUACUAAACGAGUCACAAAGUAAUAUGAUAAUUUGUCGAUGAUGUAGACGAAUUAGUUAAAUAGGAAUAAAUCAGCCAAAUAUAAAGUUUCUUUCAAUUAUUUUUUAAAAUUUCAUUUUAAAUAUCCUUAUUAUAAUUAUAAGUUCUUUUUGGGUGUACUUUAUUUUCAUACAUAUUUUGAAAUUUUCUCUGGUCUUCCCAAUUUUCGAUAUUAUUUUGGUUUGGUGAUAUUUAUGAGUGAAAAGUACCAUCCCAUCUUAUUAUUCUUCAAGUAAUUUGAUGCCUGUUAAGAAAUUUGAUAUUUGGCUGUUUAUAACGUAUUCAAUAGUCAAAUAGUAAAGAUAAGUCAACUAUUUAAUUCGACAACGAUUAACAAUCUGAUUUUUUAAACUUUUUGUAUGAAAUUAUUCGGUUGUGCCUAAUUUUCUAAUGACUGAUUGGUGAUUUUAUUCGUCAGAUAACUAUAAUGUGACUGCAAGGUGUAAGACUGUGUAUAAUUAUUCCAUUUAAGUUUCAAAUUGUUUGAAAUAAGUUUUAAAUGUUUUUAAAUUCACAUAUCGCACAUUUAUACAAGGUUGAACUGAAUUAAGGAGUAAAGCUAAGGCCAUAUCUGUGCGUCUUGAAUGUGGGAUGCGACGCCGAGCGUCCACGACGCGGAUCUUUACGUGUACCUACGCGACUGUAAUGCGAUUCACUAACCACGUUUUGUUAGUACACUGUUGCGUGUUCGUCUAGACGCAUGCGCUCCACUUUGCAAGCGCAGGCGAAUCGCGUUGCAGUCGCGUAGGAGUGCAUGGCGCAUGGCAUUAAAUAUUGUGGGAGGCGACCGCCGCGCGGCUGACGUUCCCACUUCGUGAUCGCUUUGACUGCGCAGGCUUGGACAACGCUUUAUUAUUUUAAACAGACGUUUUUGUCUGACUUGGAAAAGUUAGCUUUUAUUUAACUAUUUGGGAAAAAUAUGUCUAGAAAAUAUUAUGGGACAAACAAAACCCGAAGUUAUGACAAACGCUUACAGUCAGAGCUAAAAAUUCGAGUAGCAAAAUUGAGCCAAGAAAUAGGGUUGCCACAAGUUACAAACUAUUAAGGUCGGUUUAAUAAUCGGUAACAUUUCUUUUUUUAUGUAGCUGAAAGAUUCAGUUUAACUCCUAAGUUAAAUGCAGUAGAUUAUUAAUUUUGUAUCUGUGGCGAAGAAUGUUAUGUGUGCAUUAGCCCUUAGUUUUGUAUCUAACGACCGUUCGCUAUAACUUGUCCCUUGCUAUCAUGUUGGCAACAAUUGCGUUGUUACGUUUUUAUUGCGUGAGGUGCAAUGGUGCCAACAUGACAAGGGACAAGUUAUAGUGAACGGUCUGUACUUGAAUAUUCGUUGCAAACUUUUGGAAUUGUCUAUAACUCGCACCUGACCAUAGAUUAGGAAUUGAUUGUAUCUAUGCCUAAAUUUAAACAUAUUAUACGGCGUAAAUUUUGGAUAUCUGUAACUUAUAUUAUUGUAUUAGCUAAAUAAAUAGGUACACCAUAUUUGGGGAUUUUCGAUAAAUUUACAUUUUGUAAUUUUACAUACUUUCUUAGCACGUUCGAACUUCGAUCUGAUUUUUAAUUAGUUGUGCUUUUGUAUUUAGAAAGGUUGUUUAAGGUUAACGCACACUUGUGCGGAUUGGCACAGCAUCACUGGAAUAUCAACAUAUAUACAACGCAUCUACGCUUUGUACAGAAUGCAGCGUUAGUAUGAGGUGACGUGGUGCGUUUGUGCGCACUAAAUAACCCGGCACAAUGUAUUUCUAUUGCUAUAGUAUACGACUUCUGCGUUUGUACGUUGUAUGUAUUUAUUCAUAUCCUUUAAGAUCGAUAAAGUCAGAAAUGAUUAGCAAUAGACUAUGCUCAAGGAUAGAAAAAUUUCAUAUAUUUUUAAUGAACUGUGUAGUAGCUAUAAUUGUAGGACGCAGUGUGGUUUUUGAACGUGCGGUUGUGUAGUAACCGCACGGUGCGAUCCUCGUGUGUGUGUUAGCCUUAAAUAUUUUUAUACGAAGAAAUUAUUUAUAUGAAUCAACUCCGAGUUUUAUUAUAGAUACUACUAGUAUUGUUCUUAGUUUCCUGUAAAUAUUAAUUUUAAUGAAAUUAAUUUUAAC
Maniola jurtina (meadow brown) is the source of this 6300-nucleotide messenger RNA. It is a transcript of the gene DAAM, whose product is annotated as disheveled-associated activator of morphogenesis 1. The record is from RefSeq and is a predicted model, not a curated record. Gene Ontology annotation, molecular function: actin binding; small GTPase binding. The transcript has 22 exons. The coding region runs from base 524 to 4057 and encodes 1177 amino acids. NCBI's taxonomy places the organism in Eukaryota, Metazoa, Arthropoda, Insecta, Lepidoptera, Nymphalidae. Gene Ontology annotation, biological process: actin cytoskeleton organization; positive regulation of actin filament polymerization.